AUGAAAUUCAGCCUCGGAUUCCUACUUCUGGCCAUCUUCGCAGCCUUCUGCCUGGCGGCAGCACCUCAGAAUCAGAUUAUAGUCAGCUACCCUAAGGAGACUCCUAGCUCAGUGAUCGAAGAAGCCAAGGAAGCCAUCCGCAAGGCUGUCGCGAAAACUUCUGCCAAGGUCAUUGAGACGGUCCAAGCCAUGGGCUCGGAGCAUAACGUCCUGAUUGAGGAGGAUCAAAUCAUGCACACCGCCGGCGAGCAGUAG
This is a messenger RNA of Recurvomyces mirabilis, 255 nucleotides long. RefSeq lists its product as uncharacterized. Lineage: Eukaryota; Fungi; Ascomycota; Dothideomycetes; Mycosphaerellales; Teratosphaeriaceae. Bases 1 to 255 code for a protein of 84 amino acids. The transcript is spliced from 2 exons. The record is from RefSeq and is a predicted model, not a curated record.